AUGUCUCAAAGUCUAGAUGAUACACAAGGUGAAGUAUUACCUUCUAAUUUAUCACUACCUCCAUGUAUUCCUCUAAAAAGAGAAUUACUUCGAGAAUAUGAAGAUCAAUUCAGAGACACAACAACUGAUAGUCUUUUCCAAGACCAGAUAAUGCAAACAAAACAAAUGGCUGAGUAUUAUAUUGAUUAUGUUUUAGAUAAUGAUCAUUUGAAUUUUUCGGAACAAAUAUUGCAACAAUAUGUGGAUGCUUUUGAAAAUUUUAUCAAGUUAGAAGGAGAAUUGAACAAACUAAAACAAGUUCGUAAUAUAUCUGCCAUUGAAAGUUAUUCAUCAAAUUUGUCAUCGUUGACAUUGAAUAAUCUUGAUAAUCAGCACACCAUUAAUCAACUUUAUUUCCCUGAAGCUAUUAAACAAGAAUAUGCAAAUUUAGGGGUUCCAACCAUUCCUGAUUCAACUGUCGCUAAGCAAGGUUAUCAAUUUUUAAAGCAAGUUUUGUUUCUGUUUAAAAACCCUGAAGAUGCUAUACCUGAUGAAACAGAAGAUGAUGAAUUGAAUGUUUCUGGGGGUAAAAUUUCCCUUAAGGAUCCACUUACAUUGAAUUAUUUUGUCAAACCAGUAAAGUCCAAACGAUGCAAUCAUGUUUAUGAAGAACUGAGUAUUCUUCAUCAUUUGAAUACUAAAAAAGUAUGUCCUAUAUCUGGGUGCAAUGCAACAUUAACAAGAGCUGAUUUGAUACUUGAUAAAUUGAUGCUUAUACGAAUCCGAUCAGUGAACCGAGUAGAAAGACACCAUGAUGAAGAAAUGGAAACCGUUGUUUGA
Candida dubliniensis CD36 is the source of this 819-nucleotide messenger RNA. It is a transcript of the gene MMS21, whose product is annotated as SUMO ligase. Gene Ontology annotation, cellular component: nucleus; Smc5-Smc6 complex. The transcript has a single exon. Lineage: Eukaryota; Fungi; Ascomycota; Pichiomycetes; Serinales; Debaryomycetaceae. Gene Ontology annotation, biological process: protein sumoylation; double-strand break repair via homologous recombination. Gene Ontology annotation, molecular function: zinc ion binding; SUMO ligase activity. The record is from RefSeq and is a predicted model, not a curated record. The coding region runs from base 1 to 819 and encodes 272 amino acids.